Molecule: messenger RNA, 948 nt
Organism: Myiozetetes cayanensis
Lineage: Eukaryota; Metazoa; Chordata; Aves; Passeriformes; Tyrannidae
Gene: CCDC106
Product: coiled-coil domain containing 106
Exons: 5
Coding region: 1-819 (272 amino acids)
Cellular component (GO): nucleoplasm
Source: RefSeq, a predicted model, not a curated record
AUGGCCGAGCGUCGCCGCAGACCCGUGAAGGACGAGGGCUCCUGGAGCCCCCUGACCCUCCCGGAGCCCCCAGGCAGAGCCCCCCGUUCUUCGGCCUCGGCCCCCCAGGGCGGCCCUGAAGGGGUUUUUGGGGUCCCUAAGGGGUUUUUGAGGGUCCCUGAGCGGUUUUUGGGGUCCCUGAGGGGGUUUCUGGCCCCCCCAGACCCCCCCGGGCUGCGGGCCCAGCUGGCCCUGGCCCUGGAGCGGCAGGUUUGGCUCCAGCGGCGGAUCCGGGACCUGGAGGACGAGCGGGAUUUCCUGAGGAGGCAGCUGGAGACGGCCAGGACCCCCGGCGUGGGAAGGCCCCGCGGCAGCGCCGGGGGGGCGUCGGGGACCCCCAGGCCGGGGGGGGCUCGGACGACGAGGCGGCUCCUCCUCCCGGGACCCCCGAGACCCCCGGCCCGGCACAGACCCGGGGGCCCCGCAGGAGGGGGCCCGGCCAGGACCUGCGAGAGGCAGCGCGUGAGGGAUGCUGAGGGUGUCCUGCGUCGGUACCAGCGUGUCCUGCGGACGUUCCAGCGCCUGCGCUCCAUGAGCGGCGCGUUCCGGCACCACCGCGUGGACCGGAACACGGUGGCGCUGACGACGCCGAUCGCCGAGCUGCGCCUCGUGGCGCCCGAGAAGCUGCGCGAGGUGGGCGAGUUCGACCCCGCCAAGGAGCGGCUCCUCGACUACUCCCGCCGCUGCUUCCAGGCCCUGGACCCCGAGACCCUGCGCAAGGUGCAGGCCCUGAAGCAGAGCAAGCUGCUGCUGCCCAUCACCUACCGCUUCAAGCACUGAGGGACCCCCAAAACGGACCCCCAGGGACCCCCAAACCACCCCAAACCACCCCCAACCCAUCCCAAACCCACCCAACCCACCCGGACCCUGCGCAAGGUGCAGGCCCUGAAGCAGAGACAAGCUGCUGCU